This is a messenger RNA of Coccomyxa subellipsoidea C-169, 5193 nucleotides long. RefSeq lists its product as hypothetical. The transcript is spliced from 31 exons. The record is from RefSeq and is a predicted model, not a curated record. Bases 1 to 5193 code for a protein of 1730 amino acids. Gene Ontology annotation, molecular function: protein binding. Lineage: Eukaryota; Viridiplantae; Chlorophyta; Trebouxiophyceae; Coccomyxaceae.
AUGGAUCGGGUGGGCCUCCUCUCAAGCUGGACUGCCGCCUCUGAUCCCUGUGACAAUGAGUGGGCAUUUUUGUCCUGCAACUGCUCCUCUGUGUAUCCUGCCCUCAGCGCAGCAGAGUGCAGCAGAGUCACAUUGGACCCCAGUAGCCGGCGGGUGCUUGUGCUAGAGAUCGGCCCCAUUGUCAGAACCCAGGGACGCCAGCUUCAAGGCUCCAUCCCAGAUGCUCUGGGGAACCUCACAGAACUGCGCACACUUGACCUCCAUGGCAACAACCUCGGGGGGACGCUGCCGGAGGCUCUGGGAAAGCUGACGAAUUUGAGGCAGUUCAUCCUGUCAGGCAAUGCUCUCGGAAAUGCAGGUUUGUGUGGCAACAUCCCUGGCUGCCUGCUGUCACGCAUACCCGACCUGACUGGCACAUCCCUCAUGGACCCAACAAACACAUCCAGGAAUGCAAAUGGCGGUUUCUGCGAUGAUGCACCCCCGGAGUGUGACCCUGCCAUGGGCUGUGGGAUCUUGGUGCCUCCGUACUGGACAAGCGUCAUGGCUGUGGCAUUUUCCUUCACACCCUUCACAGACAAUGCGUCAGGCAUCAGGGAAUAUGAGUGGGGCUUGGGCUCACAAGCUGGCCUUGAUAAUGUGGUGCCAGAGGUGGGCAUAGCAGGCAAGGUGUUCAGCAACAUGACGCUGCAAACACAGAAUGUUUCAACGCCCUUUCAGAGCCUGCUGAAUGGCAUGAGCUACUUCGUCUCUGUGAGAGCCACCAACAAUGGCGCGCAGCGCCUGACUGCAACUACCACCAGCGCCGCAGUCAAGGUGGACCAGACAGCGCCCAUGAUGGAGAACCAGGGCCAUGUCUACAACUCUCUAGACUGCAAGACCUCCUUGACACAGACUGACACCAUAAAGUUCUGGAUAUGCUGGGACCCAUUUGUGGACAAGGAGUCUCCCAUCACCUCCUACUCUUAUCAAGUCUAUAAUCUUGUCGGCAACAAGUCUGGGAGUGACGAGGACAUGCCAAUCACAUCUUCCGUCCCGGUCAGCCUUUCUACCAUGGAAGCGGUGGUGGUUGGCCUGCAGCUCAAGGUGGGCAGCUCUUACUAUGCAAGGGUGCGUGCGUUAAACGCUGCCGGGCUAGAGGGGUUUGAGGAUUCACAGCCGAUCAGAAUUGAGGAGCAGAGCCGCAGCCUGCCGCCAGAGAAGGUGGCCGGCAUUGUCCUCGGUGCUGUCUUUGGCACGGGGAUCCUCGUGGCUGCCCUCACCAUCUACCUCACUCGCAGCUGGACGCAAGCCAGUUGGCUGCAGAGGCGGCAGGCACGUGACAGGGCGAAGCAGCUGAAGAGCCUGAUGUACGGGCUGAUGGCGCACAUGGGCGACGGCAGCAAGCGCGCCAUAGACGACCUGUGCAACGCGCGCGAGAUGGCCUUCGUGGUCACCGACCUGGAGAGCUCCACCGCGCAGGCCUCCGCCAGUGCCGCCGCCUUUGCCAAAGUGCAGGAGAUCCACGACACGGUGUUGCGGGAAGCGAUUGCAAAGCACGGCGGGUACGAGAUAAACACGGAGGGAGACUCUUUCCACGUCGCGUUCAAGAGCGUGGUGGAGGCGAUCGGCUUCUGCAUGGACGCCCAGUACAAGUUGUUAGAGACCCCCUGGACCCGCGAUGUCCUCCGACUGCCCACCUGCAGGGAGGUUGUGUCGGCUGACGGUGUGGUGGCAUUCCGGGGGCCGCGCCUGCGCAUGGGCGUCCACUUUGCUGCCGAGGGCACCGUCGCUCACAGGCACGCCUCACCAGACACCCCUCCCUCUUUGUGUGGGUGCAGGCUGCACCUGCUGACAAAGCACCGGGUGUUCAGCGGCCCGGGCUUCCAGCUGGCACAGGAGUUGGGCGAGGCAGCCAAUGGGGGCCAGGUGCUGCUGUCACAGGAGGCCUGGGUGCGGCUGCGCGGCAGCAUGUUUGCCGCGGGCUUCCCUGUUGUGGACCAGCUCGGCCUCUACAAGCUCAAUGCCUGGCCAGUGCCCAUCUGGGUGUACCAGGUCAGGCAGCUGAUGACUCGGCCGCUGUCCCGGACAUUUGGGCCGCUGCGCAAGCUUGAGCUCGUCGAGCCGGGGGCCGGCUUCAAUGUCACGCCGCCACCCCACCUGGGCGAAGCCAAGGUGGUGACCUUUGUGGCGGUGCGACUGGCGCUGACGGAGCAGCAGCGGGAGAAGCUGCUGGCGCCGCCGACGUCAUCACGACUAAAGCUGAGCUCGGGAGGGCGUCCGCACGACCUGCUGGACACUGCGCCGGCGACGGCCAGGAAGCUGCAGGACAUCGUGGCCAUUGUGGCGCAGCAGUUCAACGGCUAUGUCUUCAACCUGCAACCGGGAGAGGGGCGCUGCAUGGUGUGCUUUGGCGCGGCGUUGGACGCGGUGCGCUUCUGCCACGCGGCACAGGUGGCGCUGCUCUUCCAGCGCUGGCCCUCCGACUGCACAGCUGUUGUCGGCCCCACGCAGCUCACCCCCGACAACCGGCCGCUCUUCGCCGGGCCGCGCGUCGCCAUGGCCGUCCACACCACACCCGCCCACGAGGAGGAUCUGGCAUCAAAGCCGCUGAAGGGCCCAGAGGUUGCCGACGCGGGCUUGGACGGCAGCGGGGAAAUUUUCACAGAGCGCCUGGCGGACGUGGUGUGCGGCGGUCAGGUGGUGCUGUCAGAGACCACCUGGUCCGCCAUACAGGACCAGAUCCCCGGCCAAUCCCAGGUGAUCAGCCUGGGGGUGCACGUGGUGCAUGAGGCGUUCCCUGGCGCGAUGCUGCUGAUGGAGCUGAUGCCGUCGCUGCUGGCGCGGCGCUCCUUCCCGCGGCCGGCCACCCAGCACUGCCUCGAGCCGGGCUUCCGCGACUCGCCCCACCCCUCAGCCGUCGCCCUCGUGUUCGUCAGGGCGGCCAAGCCAGCGACGGUGGUGGCGGCUGAGAGCAGCGCAGCGGAGGUGGAGGGGGAUGUGGUGGCCACAAUAGAGGCAUACAACCUGGCGCUGGGCCGCUACACGCGCACUGUGCGCGCGACGCUGCCGCACCAUGGCGGCUACGAGUGCAAGGAGCCCGAGCCCGGCAAAUUCACCCUCGCCUUCCCGACUCUGGAGGCGGCAGUGCGGUGGUGUGCGGAGCUGCAGCUGGCAUUGCUGGACCUGGAUUGGCCAGAGUCGAUUCUGCGGUGGCCCGACUGCGCCCCAGAGGCCGACGCUUCCACCGGCGGCCUGCUCUUCCGCGGCCUGCGCGUGCGCAUGGGCAUGGCCUUCGGCCGCGCUCAGCACCGCAAGCCCCUCAACACCGGCAGGCAGCGUGUAACGAUCAAUGGGAGUGACUACGCAGGGAGGGCGGAUUACUACGGCGCGCUGGCGAAUCUGGCGGCGCGCGUGUCAGCGCUGGCGGCUCCGGGGCAGAUCCUGGUGGAGGGCAGCGCGGGGUUCCGCAACGAAGCCGCCUGGCAGCGCCGGGACGACGGCUGGGCGCUGCUGCCGCGGCCGGACCGGCCCAAGGACGAGUCAAUCGCGGAUGUGCCCAUCGAGCUCGAACAGCUCGGCUACUACAUGCUCAAGGCAAGCGGCAUGGACGAUGCAAAGCUGAUCUUUCAGGCGGCGCCGGCCGGCCUGAGCGGGCGCAACUUCGCGCCGCCGAGCGCAGCCAUGCGCGUGUCGUACAUUCCACGCAACCGCAUGCGCUUCUCCGUUACGUCCUCUUUCGUUUCCGGCACCAGCGGCUCCGGCGACUCGGGCCACUCCUCGGGGCUCCUGUUCCCCACCAAAAUUGGCCACAUGCUGCGGCUGCCCGCCCGCUCCUCCUCUCAUUCCUGCAAGGUGAAGAGGGCGGCCAAGUCGCAAUCAGCGCUGCGCACGCGCUCCUUCCGAGGCGCGGAGCAGUCCGCCCCCUCCGAGCUCGUCAUCCACCGGUCUCAUCCGAGCAGCGCAUCGCCGUGGGGCAGCUUUGCGGAGGCGAUGUUCCGGCGAGUGCGCAGCUUGGGGCAGCCGCGAUCCCCGUCGGCGGCCGGCCGCCCGCGCCGCGGCCGCAUCAGUCAGGACCUCGAGCUCGGCAGCCCCUUCGACGACGCUGCGGUGAGGGAUGCCUUGCCGGGCUAUGCAGCACGGCGGCACUCAGCGCAAGAGAGACAGAUGUCGGCGGAUGAUGUGAUGGUGCCUGUGGCGCUAGAGGCGGCGUCUGAGGAAGGGUCGCCCAUGAUAUCUCCCUCGCCCUCCGGCAGCCUGCACUACGCCGAGGCAUCCUCGCCGUCUGGGUCUGUGCGGCAACCUGGGACAUUCAUGCGGACGAGGCGGGCGGAGUGGGAGGAGCCGUCAGCCAGCAGCAGCUUUGACGAAGCUGCGCCGGCGGCUGCGGCGGGGCCAGCAUCGGGUCUGGUCGCGCGCAUGGCCGUGCAGCGCUCGGGGGCCGGGCAUCCGCUCAACCGCUCCUGGAGCGCGUCUGACCGUGCCGGCCCAUCCCCGCUCUCCGAGGCCAGCGGGCCCUCCGGUGGCGUGCAGACGUCGCUGUCAGCGCCAAUGUACGCGGGCGAUACAGAGCGUCUGCGAGGCGGUUGCCAGUCGAACGACCCCGAGCGGCCGCCCAUGCACCCAUGCUCUGCCGGCAACAGCUUCACAACAAUGGACACGAGCCGCGCGCAGGUGGAGAAUGCGGCGUACGCGCGCGAGGUAGCUGAGCUGUUUGCGUCCAGCCGCCGCAGCAUCAGCGCCGCGCAGCUCGACGCAGCCGCGCGCUCCGCUUCCGGCUCAUUCACCAGCGCGCCCGGUGUCAGCGCCUUUGCGCGCGCACGCUCGGCCAGCACCGGGCCCCCGGCCGGCGCGGCCGCCCCGCAGUCCCUGGAUUCCCAGUUGUUGCGGCAGCAGCAGCAUCCCAGGAGCUUCAGCACGGGGGCGAUAAAGCGAGAGGAGCUGGCCGCAGCUGAGCAGGCGCUGUCGGGUCCUAGAUCCAAAUCUGUGGAGGUUGAGGCGUUAGGCAGAAAGCGCAGCAUCACAUGGAGGGACCGGAUGGGGCUGUCCUCGGCUCCGCUCAGCAGCUCGUCAAAGGAUGCACCUGUUGAGGUGUGCUCCAGAGAGCGCAGCUACCAGGGCUCCCUGCCAGACGUCCACGAAGAGAUGGAGAUGUCAGGAGCGCAGCUGGCCGGGACAUUACCUAGGAAGCUGGCUCCGGACCGUGAAGACAAAUAA